GGGGAGUGCUGAGAACCAAAGGGUCCCUCCAACGCCGGCAGCAGGCAGCAUGACUUGAUCGCCCCCAUCCCGCGACGUCCCUACUCUCCAGGCGCCCCCACCCUUUCCGGGUGCGCGCGCACCAGCCGGCGAGCUGGGGAGCUGUGCGCCGGGCGGGCUGCGGGCGGCGGCGGCGGCUGACAGGCUCACGGGGAGCGGGGUGGCCAGGGGUGGUGGAGGAGGAGCUGGCGCUGCAGCCGGUCCCCUGGGGCCGCGCCCCGCCCUCCGCCGCCACCUGCGCGUCUGCUCCAGGCUCUCCAGCCCCCGGGCGGUGUGGAAUCUUGGUGCCGCAGCGACGGGAUCGCUGCGUCCGCCAGUUACGAGACUCGGCGUUUGGCUCUUCGGGUCGCGGGACGAGCGGCGCUGCUUGUUCUGGGGAGCGGAGGGUGCGCCGGCGCGCGUCCCUCUCCGCCGCGCUCCCCGCGACGUUUUAGGAGGGGUCAGCGAACUGCUGUGACUUUUGAGGUCCGAUUCCUCCUUCCGACCAGCCUCCCGACGCGCCAGCUCGGAAAGAAGCCAGUGUGACCCACAGGCCCCGAAAGCCCACUGCGUGGGGUUAGGACUUGGAACGUGUCCGGGAGCCCGCGGCGCUGUGCGCGCUGGUGAGUUUGGCGGCAGGGUCGGGUGUUCCCCGGCACAAGGGACGGAGAGGACGUCGCGCUCCGCCCGGUCUCCCGUCCCCAGUGUUGCCCCCACUUUGAGAGUGAUUGAGACUUGAGCGUGACUGCGGAGCCCUGAGGAUGCGGGCACCGGGCGCCGGCUUUCCCUCUGUCCGGCGAGAUGGAGUGGGUUGGUGAGCGGAACAAAGACGCCGGCCCGGAGGAGCGGGUCCUCGGCUGAAGGCCACGGGCCGCAUGCCGCGACGGCCGCCUGCGGACUAGGGUGGCGGCUGUGCAGCCCGAAGCGCGGCGCACUCUCCAGCGGGCGGGCGGCGAAGCCCGAGCCGGCCACCUGCGCUCCGCUCCCGUCGCUGCGCCGGGGCAGCCCUGCCUGCCCGCCCGCCGGCUCCGGACGUCCGUCGAGCCCUCAGGCCGGCUCCCGGGGGCUCGAGGGCCACCAGCGAACCACUUGCCGGUGCAGGGGAGAGACUCCUGACCCCUGGCCCUUCACCGAGAAGCCGAGGCGCCGGGACGGGACCGCGCGCCGUGGACUGAGCAGGCACCUUGGGGACCACUUCUGCAGACCAGAGGCUUCCUUGUGAGCGGCUUCGCUCUCCCCCUGCCCGCCCCGUCCUUCCAAUCGUCUCCGUUGCCCGAGCAUCCGCGGUGUGGGGCCGGGAGCAGUGGGCUCCUCGCCGUCCGUCCGGAGUGUGAGGCUAGCACGGCCCCCGGCUGCCCCGCGCCUCGCCGGAGCCCGAGGGGGCGCGGGUCCGGGGCGAGGGCCGGCGGGCGUGUUUGAUGGCUUCACUGAGAAGAGUCAAAGUGCUGCUGGUGUUGAACUUGAUCGCUGUGGCCGGCUUCGUGCUCUUCCUGGCCAAGUGCCGGCCCAUCGCGGUGCGCAGCGGGGACGCCUUCCACGAGAUUAGGCCGCGCGCAGAGGCGGCCAACCUCAGCGCGCACAGUUCCAGCCCCAUCCAGGAUGCGGUCCUGAAGCGUCUCUCGCUGUUGGAGGACAUCGUCUACCGGCAGCUGAAUGGCUUAUCCAAAUCUCUUGGGCUCAUUGAAGGUUAUGGUGGACGGGGCAAAGGGGGCCUUCCUGCUACCCUUUCCCCCACUGAGGAAGAAAAGGCCAAGGGACCCCAUGAGAAGUACGGCUACAAUUCCUACCUCAGUGAAAAAAUUUCCCUGGAUCGUUCCAUUCCAGAUUAUCGUCCCACCAAGUGUAGGGAGCUCCAGUACUCCAAGGAGCUGCCCCAGAUCUCCAUCAUCUUCAUCUUUGUGAACGAGGCCCUGUCGGUGAUCCUCCGCUCAGUCCACAGUGCCGUCAACCACACGCCCACACACCUGCUGAAGGAGAUCAUCCUCGUGGAUGACAACAGUGACGAAGAGGAGCUGAAGGCCCCCUUGGAGGAGUACGUCCACAAACGCUACCCUGGUCUCGUGAAGGUGGUGCGCAAUCAAAAGAGAGAGGGCCUGAUCCGAGCUCGCAUCGAGGGCUGGAAGGUGGCCACUGGCCAGAUCACUGGCUUUUUUGAUGCCCAUGUGGAAUUCACUGCUGGCUGGGCUGAGCCGGUUCUAUCCCGAAUCCAGGAGAACCGGAAGCGAGUGAUCCUACCAUCUAUCGACAACAUCAAACAGGACACCUUUGAGGUGCAGCGGUAUGAGAACUCGGCUCAUGGGUACAGCUGGGAGCUGUGGUGCAUGUACAUCAGCCCCCCGAAGGACUGGUGGGACGCCGGAGACCCUUCUCUCCCCAUCAGGACACCAGCCAUGAUUGGCUGCUCCUUUGUGGUCAACAGGAAGUUCUUUGGUGAAAUCGGUCUUCUGGACCCUGGGAUGGACGUGUAUGGAGGAGAAAAUAUCGAACUUGGAAUCAAGGUAUGGCUCUGUGGGGGCAGCAUGGAGGUCCUGCCUUGCUCACGGGUGGCACAUAUUGAACGGAAGAAGAAGCCAUACAACAGCAACAUUGGCUUCUACACCAAGAGGAAUGCUCUCCGGGUUGCUGAGGUCUGGAUGGAUGAUUACAAGUCUCAUGUGUACAUAGCGUGGAAUCUGCCACUGGAGAAUCCAGGAAUUGAUAUAGGCGACGUCUCUGAAAGAAGAGCCUUAAGGAAAAGUUUAAAGUGUAAGAAUUUCCAGUGGUACCUGGACCAUGUUUACCCAGAAAUGAGAAGAUACAAUAACACCAUUGCAUAUGGGGAGCUUCGCAACAACAAGGCAAAAGAUGUCUGCUUGGACCAGGGGCCAUUGGAGAACCACACAGCAAUACUGUACCCAUGCCAUGGCUGGGGACCCCAGCUUGCGCGAUACACCAAGGAAGGCUUCCUGCACUUGGGAGCUCUGGGAACCACCACGCUCCUCCCCGACACUCGCUGCCUGGUGGACAAUGCCAAGAGCCAGCUGCCUCAGCUCCUUGACUGUGACAAGGUCAAGAGCAGCCUAUACAAACGCUGGAACUUCCUCCAGAACGGAGCCAUCAUGAAUAAGGGCACAGGGCGCUGCCUGGAGGUGGAGAACCGUGGCCUGGCUGGCAUUGACCUCAUCCUCCGCAGCUGCACAGGCCAGAGGUGGACAAUUAAGAACUCCAUCAAGUAGUGGGCAGGAGCUGGGGCCCCUGGAGUCCAGCCUCUGGGACAGGGUCUUCUGUCUUCUGGACCAGCCACCCUGGUGGAGAGACAGCAAGAAGCCAGCAGGUGCUCAUGGGCUUGGGGGCCUCUCCAGGGCAGCACAGGGCCCCAGGUGAAGACUUUGCAUUCCCAUCAGGCAUUCAGCUGCCAUGAGGCUCAUGCACCCUGGAAAAGCCCCCCAACCCUUCUCUGGGAACCCAGGGGCCAUGUCUCCUGCAGCCUGAAUGUGGACCUGGUACCAAGGAGGGAAGCAUCCGCAUCUCUUCAUCGUCUUCCCACCUCCAGUCAGGACAGGGACUGGCAGGGUUUCCUUUCCCUUGUCUCUCCUGCAGCAGCAGCCUCUGAAUUCCACCCCAGCCCUCAGCAAGGUGUUAUGGUGGGGGUGGUGCUCAACCACAUCCUAGCUCUGCCUCCUUGGAGAAGGCAGUGAAGCCCUGAGACUCAGUUUCCCUCGAGGUUGCUUCUUCUCAGAUGCCCAUGCACAACCCCAGACAGUAUCCACCCCAAACCUUUCCAUCAGAGGGUUUUGGAGGUGUCCAGUCUGGAUUUUUCUGGACCCUCCCUGUGAUGGCCUGGAAGGAGCUAAUGCUUCCAUGGGCCCCUUGGCAUCAGACUCCUAUGUGCCUGCUGCCUGCACUGGAGGGAGCCAGAGACAGUAGGCUGAGCAUGCUGGUGGUCUCAUCUGGGAGAGGCCCCAGCAACCAGACCAGUGCAGCUCUGCCUGCCUGGGAACCAGGAAGCCCUGAUUCACAGAGGCUGCCACAGGUGGAGCAGCAAGGGGCCUCCCCCCGGAGCUUAAGGACUGAAGGCAGCAAAGCAAAAGGGAUGAGGAUCCUUAAGGAUGCUCUGUGCUCAUUUCAUUUCACCCCAUGCUUUGCUGGCUGACAGCAGAAGGCAGUCGGUUCCUCUCUGACUCUGACUCUGAAGAGUAAUAAUUUUUUUUCGAUUGCCCUCUGGUUAGGGUGCAGUUACAAAUCAGAGUUAAUAUAUGGACCUGGGUGCAUGUGCAGGAGUGUGUGGGCCUGUGUGGUGCCCGUGGCUGGGCAUGUGUGGCUGCAUGUGUGUGUGUGCAUGUGUACCACGUGGCAGGUGUGUCUGGGUGUGUGCUUCUGAGUGCAUGGUAGAGUGGGUAUGGAAGCGUGACCUCGGGCUUGUCGCUUCAUUGCUCACCUGGAUUGGGAGAAGGUGUCUGAGAAGCUUAUGGUGUUGGCCACAUGUCUGUAACCAGAGGACGCAGCGCAGCCUUGCCCCAUGUGGUGCCCCAGAUGAGAGGAUUCCCUUCUGCCUGUUCCCUCUCUCCCUCCUGCUGCCCCCACAGGCCCAGCCCUGACCAGAACCGGCUCCUGUAGUUGCCCAAUUUGGGGUUCACAGUGUCUGAUUUGGUGGCAUCUUAUUGGUGAUCAUCCCUCCUCAUCUCCCCCUUGUGAAAUAAAUACAUGUGAGCCUUC
Manis javanica (Malayan pangolin) is the source of this 4713-nucleotide messenger RNA. RefSeq names its product polypeptide N-acetylgalactosaminyltransferase 17 (gene GALNT17). Gene Ontology annotation, cellular component: Golgi apparatus. The record is from RefSeq and is a predicted model, not a curated record. Lineage: Eukaryota; Metazoa; Chordata; Mammalia; Pholidota; Manidae. Gene Ontology annotation, biological process: protein O-linked glycosylation. Gene Ontology annotation, molecular function: polypeptide N-acetylgalactosaminyltransferase activity.